AUGAAAGUGAAAUUAGCGUCUCAAAUAUUUAGGCGUACUGUGGCAUCUAUCAUGGGAUAUUUAGCAGAUAAGGACAUACUGCCCACAGAAAGCAAGGACACGGCGGAUCUUUUAAUUUUCAUGGAUAACAUAUUCGAUUUGAUCAAUGGAAGUAAUAAUGUAAAGAACAAAUAUGCUAAACCUUUACUUGGUCCAGUAACACCUAACGUUGUCCACCAUAAAACAUGGAUGGAAGCCAUACAAAAUGUUGUUAAAGAAAUUAAUAGAUAA
Messenger RNA from Parnassius mnemosyne (clouded apollo), 270 nucleotides. Lineage: Eukaryota; Metazoa; Arthropoda; Insecta; Lepidoptera; Papilionidae. The record is from the annotation of a GenBank genome assembly.